CAGCGCAGAAUUCGAAAGUUAACAAGUUGAGAACGGAUUUGUGGCUAGUUAUUUGACCACGUUGUUAGAAUUCCUUGUGAAAUACGCAGAUUUGAAUUAGAUUUCACUCUACUGUUUAUAACCGAGGAGUGAUCCUGCCAGUUACUUUCAACCAUGGUGAGGGAACGGGGCCAGAAGAAGUCUUUCCAGCAAAGCCUGGACGACAUCAAGGAAAAGAUGAUUGAGAAGAGGAACAAACGCCUGGCAAGUGCCUCUGUAGCCAACAGAGGACGGUCCAAAAGGAUCAACAGAACCAGUGCGGGCAACGUGAAGCCAGUUAUCCUGAAGAACGUGCAGAUCAAUAACAAAGCCCUGGCUCUGGCCCUGCAGGCUGAGAAGGAGAAGGUGAGGCAGGCCAACUGUAUCAUCCUGCAGAUGAAGAGGGAGCAGCAGGCCCUCUUCCUCCACCUCCUCCUGCUCAAGAAGAGGCUCAAAGACCAGGAGGCGCAGGCCAGCAAUGUACAGACUGGACCUGCACAGCUCCUUGCUGAACCACCAAAGCCAGUGGACUCCUCCAGGAGAAUUCAAAGCCGUGCUGAUCUGGAAGAUCCUGUGAUGGACGAAUCCCCUCUCUCACCCAUCAGCUCAGCGCGUCAGUUUCCUGAAGGGGCGGGCAAAAACAAAAGUGACAGGCAGGUGGCGUUGCCACAGACAGUGGGUGCGAGACGUCGCCGGGUGGAAGGCAGCAGGAUGCGAUCUGAGCGUGUGCGGGAAGGGCGCCGUUCCUCGUUCUAUGAGCAGAACCCCAGCGCCCCUCCAGAACCUCUCAAACAGAAAGAGACUGAGGUCAUAGUGGAUAGCCUGGUUCUAAACGACAGAAGAGGCCAGAACCACAUACAGGAAGUGAAGAUGGAGAGAGGCAAUCCGAUUGGCUCAGAGGAGUUCCAGCAGCACUUCACCCCAGAGCCCCCGGCUAAACCAGCCAAUCAGCAGCAGCAACCCCGGAACAAACCGAAACAGGCCCAGCCACCGCGGCCUAAACCCGAACCAGCUGCACGCAAGCCAGAGAGGGGCCGCAAACCGGACCGCCCCCCUCUGAAGAAACCCUGGGAGACCUCUAAACCCAGAGCCCGGUCCAAGAGCCGGGACCGCUCUGCCACACGGUCCAGAGCCGGGGUGGGAUCCGCUGCACCUCUCAACACCUCCCUCAACACAUCUCAGGGAUUCAAUGACACCUUUGAUUUCGACUGCGAGGAUGGGGUACACCUCACCCCCUUCAAGGGUGGCGGACCCAAGGAUAACCCCCGAGACACACCCAAACAGGAGAAGGUGGUAGAGACGGGACAGGGACAGAACCCGAAGAGGACUCAGUUGUCACCUGAGUUUAGUUCAUCUUCGUCUUCUGAGUCAGAAGACAGCCCCUACGUUCCUCAGAAACGGAAGAGACGGAGCCACACGGACCAGGCCAAGCCCGCCCUCGCUCGUAGAGGCAGAGGUCAACCCUCCAAAGCAGCUACAGAUAAGGAGAACGCCCCCCCACAUGUAACCAGAAUGGAGGUCAGUCCCACCCCUGUGGUCCUUGACAAACAACUCAAGGAGGAACCAGAAAGGGGACGGAGACAGAGCUCGAUUCGGAUACAGCCGUUGUCUGUGGUUGCCAUGGAUGUUGCCAUGGAGGCCAGCUUGUGUGAGUCAGAGGGUAGCCCCUACGUUCCUCAAAGCCGUGGCGUACGGAAGACACAGGGCCCCCCAGAGCAGGCCAAGCCCACCCCCGCUCGCAGGGGACGGCCCCUUAAAGCAGCCAGAGACAAGGAGAACGUCCCCCCUCUGAAACGACAGUCGUCACGUGUCAUCAGAGUAGAGGCCAGUCCCACAGCUGGGCCCGCUGAGAUCUAUGAGACAGAACUCCAACUCCCAGAAACCCCUGGGAGUGUCUUUGACAGUCCUGGUCCAAUGGCAGAGCAAGGUCUUGAGGGCCACCCAGAGCACCACAGAGAAGAUGAAGAGGAGGCUCUGCUUCCCGUCACUCCAGGAGUGGAGGAGGAGAUGAUGAGGAUCGACAACGUCCUGUCUGGUUUCAGGGACUCCCCCUGUGAGUCUCCUGGGUUACCGACCAGCAGCACCCCCGAGAACCACGCCUCACACAUCCCCAAAACAUGCAGGAGGACAGGUGGGCUUGGUGUCAGGGCUGGGCGGGGCUUCAGUCUGAGUGAUGUGACCAAUCUUACCCCUGCAGCCUAUCGGAAGUUCUCUUUAAAGAGCUCCCGCCCUUCAGACCGAUGCUCCACCCCCGUCCCCGCCCGCAAGAGGCGGUCCACGAUGACAGUGGACUACAAAGAGCCGUCACUGCACGCGAAACUGAGGCGUGGAGACAAGUUCACAGACACCAAGUUCCUCCGCUCUCCCAUCUUCAAACAGAAACCCAGGAAGUCCAUGAAGAUUCAGCUGUCGUUGGAGAAAUACAAUGAGUCAUUUGUGGGAUGUCGCUGACAUGUCCUAUGUCUUCACAUUGAACACGCUUUACCCAUUCAAAUUAGUUUGAGAGGAUUUUUGGUUGUGAAUAUUUACAUAUUUACACCUGUUAUUGUUUUUGUCCAAUGAAAUAAUGGAGGGCAGCUUUAAUUGUUUUUAGAUUCUUCAUUGUUCACACUAUGCUGUUAUCCGUAUCCUGAAUUUGGCCAAAUCAUCAUGGGCAUUGGAGACAUUCAAUUAAAUCACCCAAAAAUGCGUUCUCUCUCGCUCGAUGACUGUAUGGAUUGUUAUCCACCUGUAGAGGGCAAUGUAAGAUCAACAUUCUGUCUGAGAAGAUGUCAACAACAUGUACCUCAAUGGUUGUAUUCAGUUCACUGUUGUACAUACAGUAUGUAUAUUUAGCUUGCCUUUCAAGACCUUUGAAUAUGUAUUCUCUACAUGCCCCUGUGUAACAUGUUUUGAUUUUAUUAUAAUAAACAUUCAGUCCAUAAUUCCUA
Messenger RNA from Coregonus clupeaformis (lake whitefish), 2948 nucleotides. It is a transcript of the gene sgo1, whose product is annotated as shugoshin 1. Gene Ontology annotation, cellular component: nucleus; chromosome, centromeric region. The transcript has 11 exons. The record is from RefSeq and is a predicted model, not a curated record. Lineage: Eukaryota; Metazoa; Chordata; Actinopteri; Salmoniformes; Salmonidae. Gene Ontology annotation, biological process: meiotic chromosome segregation. Bases 154 to 2469 code for a protein of 771 amino acids.